This is a messenger RNA of Diuraphis noxia (Russian wheat aphid), 1437 nucleotides long. RefSeq lists its product as uncharacterized. The record is from RefSeq and is a predicted model, not a curated record. NCBI's taxonomy places the organism in Eukaryota, Metazoa, Arthropoda, Insecta, Hemiptera, Aphididae.
AUGGGUGAUAUAUGCAAAAAUGAUAUGAAAGUGGAUUUAAGAGACGAAACGAUUGAGAACACUUUAAAUGAUCUAAGAUUUCAAAUAUCAGUAUUAAAACAACAAAAUAUCAAUAUCAAAAUGAAAUUGGACGAAGAUAUAAAUAAAGGUUGUGCAAUGACAAAGUUGUUACAAAAAAGGAAGCCAUUUAGACAAACAAAAACUGGCGAAGUAAUAUUUCCCGGGAAAAAAGAAAUGGAUUUUAAACUAGAUGUAAUGACAAGAGAAAUUUUGAAGUUAAGAACGGUUUUAAAUGGCUUGAAAAAAAACCGCAAUCAGCUAAAUUUAGCUAGAAACAAUAAAACCAAUUCUAACUGUUCUGAGUCUAAUAAUGAAGACAAUAACAUAAAUAAAAAGUUGAGCGAAGAACUAUGUAAACAAUAUAACACAAUGAAAGACACAUUUGACAAUGUUGUAUUAGAAAUAUCAAAGUACCGGGUACGAACAGACCUUAAAACAGAAGAAAUGGAAAUCAAUAAUGCAAAAUUGAUAAAAACACAAGAAGAAUUUUACAAUGCAGUCACAACAUUAGCACAGAUAGAAUCGAACACUUAUGACGAUGUGGAGAUUGUACGAAAAGAAUUUAAUGAUGUCAAAGACCGCUUAGAUGGUUUGAAAUUGGAGGCUGAACAUCAAAUUGACGAGUUAAACGCUAUAAACGAAUCGUACAUGAACGGUCUUCAAGAAAAAGAGUAUCAAAUAAUUCGAUCCAAUAACUUGUACAAAGAAAAGGAAAAGCUCACAGCAGAAUUCGAAUCUGAAUUCAAUCGGCAUAAAGAAUAUUUUAAAAAAAGGGUAAGUCAAGUAGAAUUUUUGCCUGCUGCAUUACAGGCAGUUCAAAAACAGAUGAUCUUCGAAAAAGAAUUAAGAACAUCAGUGGAACGAAAUGUUGAAAUUCUCAGUAAAAAGCUAAAAACAACUAUAAAUGAUUCUUGUAAUAACUCUCUUGACACAAAUCAAUCAUUGAAGUCUAAAGCUCAACAUCUGAAAAUCAAACAAAUGGAAUUGGAAACUAUUUUAGCAGAAAAACUACGUUGUUGUGAUGAAAUAAAAACAUAUAAGUAUCAACAAAAAUCUGUACUAGACAAGAUAAAAUCCGAAACAAAGUUAAAAAUAAAUGAUUUACGUCGUGUUUUAAAAGCACCAGCUGAGGAAUACUUAAAUACCAUCAAUAAACUUCAAAAUCAGAUAUCAAAGAUCGAGGCAUAUUCUUGUUUUGAAAACGAACAAUUAACACAUAUGUCUUCGAUCAUGCAAAAACCAAUCGAAGCAUUAGCUAGUAUUUUAAAAGAAGCAAAAGAACAAAUCACUGUAAUAGGAAAUAUACAGAAUGUACUUACUGACACCAAAAAAAUAUGUUCGUAACAUUUCGGAUUAAAAUUAAGUUUGGUUAAAGCC